Drosophila teissieri is the source of this 3204-nucleotide messenger RNA. RefSeq names its product protein O-mannosyl-transferase TMTC1 (gene Tmtc1). The transcript is spliced from 9 exons. Gene Ontology annotation, biological process: protein O-linked glycosylation via mannose. Gene Ontology annotation, cellular component: endoplasmic reticulum membrane. Lineage: Eukaryota; Metazoa; Arthropoda; Insecta; Diptera; Drosophilidae. The coding region runs from base 676 to 3183 and encodes 835 amino acids. The record is from RefSeq and is a predicted model, not a curated record. Gene Ontology annotation, molecular function: protein binding; mannosyltransferase activity.
CAUACAGCAUGUGGUACAUGGGCAGCUGUACGGAGAGCUCACUCGCUGCUGCGCCGCUGCUGGUGAGUUUAGUCUGCCUGCUGCACUCGAAUCGCGUGGUGGACGCCACGUCGCUCGUUCGGUUAACAGUUAUCGGUAUUCGCCGGCUUGUUUCACGAGUUUACGAAUUUACGAAUUUACGAGUGUUCGAGUUCGAGUUUGUGGUGGUGGUGAUUUUCCGCCCGCUGUGGAAAACAGCCUAUGCCAAUGGCGAUGUGUGUGGAACAUGCUGCAACAUAAAUUAAGUCGCAUUAAAUCCGCACAAGAUGCAAGCCACUAAAGUGAAAAUAUAACUUAUGCAACUAAUGCAACUUAUGCCGCAAUUUCAAGUUCGAAACGGAAAGUAAAUGAGAUGAAGUUCCAACGGCAAAAAAAAACACACACACACACUCAUACACACACGUGCGAAUCUAGCAAGGAUCAACAGCAUUUUAAUUAAACCACAACGAAUACACUUGAUGGCAAAACAUGAGUUCGCAAAAAAGCAUCGGCCGUCCAUCCGCCUGUUGUUGUUGCUGUUAAAAUUCCUUACUUGCAUAAAAUAUGAUAUUCAUAAAAGUUUAAUACUGCCAUUUGCGUUAAUUAAACCAUGAGCAAUUCCAAUCACCGGAGCCACACAAAGCCAGUCGCUUAAAAAUGCACACUCCCAAGAGCAUGUCGCCAACGCUCUCCCACAAGGACCUCGCAGGACUCGCCGGCUGCUCGGCACUCGCUUUUGUGCUGUACCUAAACACACUUAACGCUGGAUUUGUCUACGAUGACAGGCGCGCCAUCUUGGCGAAUGGCGACGUGACCGGAGCUCGUCCACUGGCGCAUCUUCUGCGGAACGACUUCUGGGGCACUCCUCUGGUGGACAGCGGAUCCCACGGCUCCUGGCGACCGCUGUGCGUGCUCAGCUUCCGGCUGAACUUCCUCGCUGGCGGACUGGCACCCGUGGGCUAUCACCUGGUCAACGUCAUGCUGCACUGCGUGGCCACGUGGCUGGUGUUCCUGGUGGCGAGGACACUGCUGCCAUCUCGCAUGGCUGUCCUGGCCGCCAGCGCUCUGUUCGCCGUGCAUCCCGUCCACACGGAGGCGGUGGCCGGUCUGGUGGGCAGGGCGGAUUUGGCCUCCUGUGUGUGCUACCUGCUCGCCUACCUCUCCUACCGCCGGCACAUGCGGAACCGAGAGUGGGGAUCCCUGUUGCUGACCAUUGUCCUGGCGCUGGCUGCACUGCUCUGCAAGGAGACGGCCAUCACGGCGCUGCUCCUGUGCGCACUGUGCGAUGUCCUGUCGCCUGUCGGUCGCGAAAAUAGCGAUAAGCGCCGCUUGCGGUCGCUCAGCAUUUUGGGAUUUACUCUGCUGUGCGCCCUCUACUGUCGCCUGAGCCUGCUGCCACGCCCCUCCGCCGCCUUCUCGGCCGCCGACAAUCCAACGGCCCACGAGUCCUGUUUGUGGACAAGGACGCUGACUUUUCUGUACCUGCCGGUGGCCAACUUUCGCCUGCUCCUCUGGCCCCAGGAGCUGAGCUUCGACUGGGGCAUGGAGGCUGUGCCGCGUAUCCGAACGCUUUGGGAUCACAGAAAUAUCCUGACCGCCGGCUUCUACGGCACCCUGAUUUCCCUACUGUGCAGGGCAGCUGGACUGCGUAGGUCGGCCACAUCGUUGGAUUUCGCGGAGCUGGCGAACAUUUCGCUGCCCCUGCUGCGGCGCUUGGGCGGCAAUAGCUGCCACACCUGGCUGGGCCUCAGCUGCAACUGCCACCACCAGCUCUCUGCCCCCAGCUAUCGUGCCGUGUCGGCAAUCUCCACCAGCUUCGCCUCCGCGAAAAGCUCCUCCAUCUUGGGCACUGCCUUCGUGGUGUUGCCAUUCCUGCCCGCCAGCAAUCUGCUCUUCUACGUGGGCUUCGUGAUGGCCGAGAGGGUGCUCUACCUGCCGAGUGUUGGCUAUUGUCUGCUCUUUGGCCUCGGUUUCGGCCAUCUCUGGCGGCGCGUCAACAGCUCCCGGCGCUGCCGGCUGUUGCUCCUCUGUGGGCUGGGAGUGCUCCUUGGUGUCCAGGCACUGCGCACCUGCAGGCGCAACUUGGACUGGCGGGAUGAGGAGCAGCUCUUCCGCAGCGCCAUCACCAUAAAUCCUCCCAAGGCUCUCGGCAACCUGGGCAGCGUAUUGAGUGCCCAAGGCAGAUACGAGGAGGCGGAACUCGCUCUGCGGAUGGCCCUUGGACACCGGCCCAGCAUGGCUGAUGCGCACUUUAAUCUGGGCGUGGUGCACCAGAAGCAGCUGAACUUCAGCUCGGCAGUUCCGUGCUUUCGCAGGGCCAUCGAACUGCGACCCCAGCUGUCGGUGGCCUACUUGAAUCUGGGCACAUCCCUGAUCUCCCUGGGCGACCGGCGGCCAGAAGCCAUCGCGGUGCUGCGGACCGGAGCUCGUGUGGAGGGCAGUGGGGUUCGGGAUCGAGGUGCUCACGUGGAGGCACGCUACACCUGCUACCUGCAACUGAGUGUGCUUUACCGCUCCGAAGGCAGACUUCAGGAUGCGGCUGCGGCGCUGAGGGAAUCUCUAAAAGCGCUGCCUUUGCUGCCGCCAAAGCAGAGGGCUGUGCUGCAUCUGCGACUGGGCGAAAUCCUGGCGGAGCUGCAGGAUUGGGACGAGGCCGAGCAGCAGCAGCGAUGGGCGCUGCACUUGCAGCCGGAGCAGGGCACAGCCUAUGUCACCUAUGGCCAGACGCUGGCCAGGAAUGGCAGUCGGCUGGCGGAGGCAGAGUCCUGGUUCAAGAGAGCGCUGCAGAUGGCGCCUCUGGAGCCCAGUUCGCAUCAUCAUUAUGCUGACUUUCUGGAGCAGCAGGAGCGGCAUCACGAAGCGCUUAGCCUGCGCCUGCGAGCCGCUGCCUUGGCGCCGCAGGAUUACAGCCUGCAAUCCUGCGUGGCGGAUGCACUGCGUCUGCUGAAUCGCCUGGCCGAGGCGGAGCUGUGGUAUCGCAAGGCGGUCACCCUGCAGCCGCUGGCCGCCCACGCCCAUGCCAAUCUGGGCGCCAUCCUGCAGAUGCGUGGCCUUCGCCAGGAAGCAGUGGCAUGCUACCACAAGGCCUUGGAGCUGCAGCCAGGACAUGCCAUCAGCAGAGCGAAUCUGGCCAGGAUGAAUGUGCGCAAGGACGAGAACGAAUGAGAAACGGGGGCAGCACUUGUU